AUGAGCGAUUGCAUGGAGAACCUCGGCGAUUCAAUCGGCCAACUGAAGGACUCCUUGAGCGAGAUGAGCAAUAUGCGUGAUGGGAAGGAUUUGGGUUAUAAGAUCAACAGCAUACAGACGUGGGUGAGCGCGGCGCUGACGGAUGACGAUUCCUGCAUGGACGGAUUCGGUGGGAAGUCGAUGGAUGGGAGCGUGAAGACGGCGGUGAGGGGGCGUGUUGUCAACGUCGCUCAUCUCACCAGUAAUGCUCUCGCUAUCCUCAACGCUGUUUCCUCCUCCGCCAGCCGGACGGCCGCCAGUGAUGCUCCCUGA
Molecule: messenger RNA, 312 nt
Organism: Phalaenopsis equestris
Lineage: Eukaryota; Viridiplantae; Streptophyta; Magnoliopsida; Asparagales; Orchidaceae
Product: 21 kDa protein-like
Exons: 1
Coding region: 1-312 (103 amino acids)
Biological process (GO): negative regulation of catalytic activity
Molecular function (GO): enzyme inhibitor activity
Source: RefSeq, a predicted model, not a curated record